GGGGUCUCCUCGGAGACCGGCCCUGGCUCCGGCCCGAGCGGACGCUUGUGCUCCCGGGCCUAGGCGCCAGGAGGAGCGGGAGGAGUCCUCGCCGGCUACACCUUUCGUUUCUCGGGAGAAGGGGGGCGGGGCCGCCACCCCCAACCCUGCCGGAGAAAGGGGAGCUGGGCGGGAGCUGGGAGGCCCCCCCCGGGGGGGGGCGCUUGUCUGGCUGUGGCUCCCCGCCCUGCAGGAGGAGGGCGCUCCCCCCAGUCUCUCUUCCCGGGAGUCUCUCUUCCCGAGAGCUCGUUUGCAGAAGUCUGCGCAACCCCCGGGGAAGCGGGAGCCCCGCUCCCGGAGGCUUCCCGGUGUCCGCAGGGCGCAGUCAGAUUCUGUGGGGAGUGUUUGCAGCCAUGUCUCCAGGUGCCAUCUCCACUCUGCCCACUCUGCCGAAUGCCCUUUGACCCAAAGAAAGUGGAUAAAGCCUCCAAUGUGGAAAAGCAGCUGUCAUCUUACAAGGCUCCAUGCCGGGGCUGCAGCAAGAAGGUGACUCUUGCAAAGAUGAGAUCGCACACUUCUUCCUGUGUGAAGAUUCAAGAGCAGAUGGCCAGCUGUCCCAAGUUUGUCCCUGUAGUGCCGACGUCCCAGCCCAUUCCCUGCAACAUCCCAAACAGAUCCACCUUUGUCUGUCCAUACUGCGGAGCUCGAAAUCUGGACCAGCAGGAGCUGGUGAAGCACUGCAUGGAGAACCACCGCAGUGACCCCAACCGAGUGGUCUGUCCAAUCUGCUCCGCCAUGCCCUGGGGGGACCCCAGCUACAAGAGUGCCAACUUCCUGCAGCACCUCCUCCAUCGACACAAAUUCUCCUAUGACACCUUUGUGGACUACAACAUCGAUGAAGAAGCGGCGUUUCAGGCAGCCCUGACGCUGUCCCUCUCUGAGAACUGAAGGCGGCCCUGGCUGUCCCACGUGGAGGGACAAGAGGCUCGCUUGUUCCUCAGGCCUCCCCGCACCUUGAUUUGAAUUGCACCUUUUGUCACAAGGUGGAAAUGUAUUCCUUGCACUAGUUGAGCAGGCCGAGCCCAGGGGUCCGCCCUCAGCGCCCUCCCGGGAGGGGGGAAUUGAUGCACCUUUUAUUGUUCGAAGGUUCGGCCGGUGAGCUCUCUCUUAUGGCUAGAGUUGGUUUGGUGUUUGGAGACUCAGGCGAUGCCUAAAGAGCAGCUGAAUGGAGGGAGGGAUGUUUGACUCUGGCAAACAGAGCAUCCUGUUGUCUUCUUUUUUUCCUGAACACUGGUCUGGCUUUCAUGGUUCUAAAGACUAGAUGGAGAGCCCUGACUCUGUCAUUGCUGAUCCAGACAGGUUAGAUCCAUUUAAGGGGAGCAGAGAGGUGGGAGACCGGCAGAAGCCCUGCCCGGGAGGAAUGUUUUCCAAAGCUCCUUCCUAACAUCUAGCAUCCAGUAAAAUUUCCACCUUGCUCAUUUGGUACCAGCUUUUGUGAUACUUAGAGAUUCCGGCAUUUUUCUAUAUUAACCAGUGUGAUAAUCUUUUCACAUUUUAUAGAGUGAGAAAAAAGCAGUUACUCUUCAUAUUACAAUAUCUGUGUUUGACUAGGAACAAUAGUAUUUUUAUGGAACAUUUAAAAAUAUAUAUAUUUUUAAAAAAACAAAAUAAAAAAAUUAACCUAGUAUAGGAUCAGCAUAGCAGGGAUGAUAGGGAGCCUGGGUAAGCCAGAACCAAACAUGCUUGUGUGAUUUUUGAGAUGGCCAUGUUCAUUAGAUUAUUUCUAUAUUUUUAAAGGUUUUCGCUGUGUCUGUUUACCUUUUCCUUAUAAAAAGAGGCUCCCAGCUCCAUGUGCAAGCAGUGAUGCUACUGGGGUGUCAGGUACCAGGGCCUCAAUGGAUCUUCACAGCAGAGUUGCUCUCAGACUUAGGAGAAGACUAGACAAGAAGGGAAAAUAGAGGUAAAGAGGUGCCCCGGUCCCCUUUGAUCACCUUUCCAAAGAGAUGACUGGAAUUCUCAGGCAAAGGCUUGGGUGCAGCCUCACUGAAUGAAUGGGGUCUGUAGCCUCCCAAUGAGUCAAGGGAGCAGCUGUGAGAAGCCAUGGACCAUUUUUCCUAGCUGAUACCUGUGCUCAGCAUUGGGAUUUGGGAAGAAGUUCGUUAAGCUUUCUGGUUUGUUUACUGACGUAAAUUAUUGUUGUCUUUUUUUAAAAAAUGAAAUAAAAAGUUUCAGAGCAACUACA
Molecule: messenger RNA, 2221 nt
Organism: Sarcophilus harrisii (Tasmanian devil)
Lineage: Eukaryota; Metazoa; Chordata; Mammalia; Dasyuromorphia; Dasyuridae
Gene: RNF166
Product: ring finger protein 166
Exons: 6
Coding region: 433-927 (164 amino acids)
Biological process (GO): ubiquitin-dependent protein catabolic process; protein polyubiquitination
Molecular function (GO): ubiquitin protein ligase activity
Source: RefSeq, a predicted model, not a curated record